Messenger RNA from Aspergillus bombycis, 2211 nucleotides. RefSeq names its product Het-C domain-containing protein. The transcript has 4 exons. Lineage: Eukaryota; Fungi; Ascomycota; Eurotiomycetes; Eurotiales; Aspergillaceae. The coding region runs from base 1 to 2211 and encodes 736 amino acids. The record is from RefSeq and is a predicted model, not a curated record.
AUGCCUGAUACUGUUCACAACCUAUGUCUUCUGUCGCUUCUGGCAUUCUCAGGGCAAGCCCACGCUUUUGGGGCGGGUAAUAUUGCAUCAAUAUCCCGCAUUGAGGGCCAGAACUGGCGUCAUGGAGACAUCGAAGAUGUGUUGUUGACCCUGUUUCUGGCUCGCGUGGCUGGCGGCCGUAAAUUCAGCAAACUCGAUGUGCAGCGUGUCUAUUUCGGGAACUGGCUCCGCGACUACAGCCAGGCUGUUGAUAUCGGUACUCUGAAAUAUGUAAGCGCCGAAGCCAUCCGCAUCCUGAUCUGGGUGCUCGGUUUUUUGAGUUUUGGAUAUGGGACCAAGGAGUUUGAGGUGACUACGGAACGUCUAGGAUGUUAUGAGCCUACAGAGCAUAUAGACAAUCCUCUUGGUUAUGCUGAAGGGGAGGAUGCUCGGGAUUAUGAUCAUCGACUCAGGGGUCCAGUUGAUGAGGAGCGUGAGCUAUCAGUUAACCCUAUGACAGAGGAUAUUGGUAUUGCUACAUCUGCAGGCCUUGUACGGCAUGUCUUCCGUCGUUCGAUUCAGCUAGGCCGCCAAUAUGCGAGAUCGCAGAACGAUGAAGACUUGCAUGAAGCUUUUCGUCUUCUCGGGACUGGCUUGCACUGCCUGGAGGACUAUGCAGCACAUUCUAAUUAUACAGAGCUGAGUCUUAUUGAGAUGGGUGAAUCAGACAUCUUCCCUCAUGUCGGUCGUAAUACAAAAAUUGAGCUCCAUGGUGCGCAAAAUGACGUCUAUCCUGUUGUUACCGGCACUUUCGGUGGCGUGGACUUUUUUCACUCCGUAUUAGGUGAGCUUUCUGACAAGGUCACACAGUCUGAAGUCCAAACCUUGGAAGGUGUCAUUAUUGAGUCACAGAGUGGUUCCCCUUCUGAGAGCUUCGUACAGGAUCUUCUCAGCAUGAUACCUGCUGGAUUAGUAGACGACAGUGAAGCCCAGGCAAAUAAAAUGGAAGAAUUCAAGACACAGUCAGAGAACGUCAAGCAACAUCGCCAAGAUGUAUCUCUGUGUGAGCCAGAAGCAUGGACCUGCUACCUGGAAGGGGUGCAUCAGCAAAUCUACCCUGUAUUGGAGUGGCAUGAUGAGAUUAUCAAGUCGAUCAACACUGCCAUCGAGAAAAUACCUGUUCUACCAGAGUUGGUGGAGCAAAUUCGAGAUCAUAUAACGGUCUUCGUUUUCUCUGUUCUGGCACCCUACGUGCUCCCUAUUAUCAAGCAUGUAAAGGUGGAGCUUCAAACCGGCUCCUCCGAGGUUAUUCAAAGUAGCAGAAAGCAACAACACAUUGUUUUUGAAGACGAUGAAUCCUCAAACCCCACCCAUUCUAUGCUUUCUAAGGAUCAUUUCUCAAACGUCCUGAACGAACCAGCAGGCCGGGUAGCUUCCCAAGUUAUCAAGUGGACAGUGCCACAGCUGAUGGAGUGUUGGGAUAGUGAAGACAUUGAUAUCACAAGGACCCUGGACAGAAUAAUCGUGGGUGUGUUCCAUCACCCUGCCCUUCGUGAAUAUGGAGAAGAUGGUGCAGCCGAUUUACGCCAGACCAUGUUCCAUACAGUCGAGGAAUGGUGGUAUGGUAAGACCGAGGAAGAGCAAGAGUAUCUGCGCGAACAGCUUACUCGCCAAGGCGUAUUUGAAGGUAAAAACCAUAAGGAAGGUGUGCAUGACACUGGUCAUGGCUGCGGUAAGCCACUUGCGUUACGCAAAGGCGGCCAUGUCAACUCCAUUGAUCCCAACGGAUCUGAUUAUAGUAGUCUGGAGGAAGUUGCGGCCGAGGCUACUGGUGAUGGAACACUCAGGGGCCUAGUCAGCGGCCUUGUAAGUAGUGUUGGGUCUAUACUAUUGAAAGAUCCCGAGCCACUCUUGUCAGACGGUGCGGUCAUGGUGGACAGGUACGAAAGUCACGGAAAACUUGAUGAUCAAGAGGAGCAAGAUCAGUAUGGGUACCAGGAACCAUAUGACGAGGUAUUACUUGAAGAACAGCGGUACCACCAGUGUGUGGACGCGGAGAGGCAAAGCUAUGAAGACGACAAGUCUUACCAGGAUUCUGUGCCCUGGUACAAUGGCACUGGAGAAGGCUGCGGUGGGGCUAGAGGCGCUGAGUACAUGUCGGGAGAGGAGUAUGGUGCAGACCACUACAGCAGCAAAAGCGAUGACUACAUGGAACAACAGUACGGACAUUGA